Messenger RNA from Planococcus citri (citrus mealybug), 1642 nucleotides. RefSeq lists its product as uncharacterized. The coding region runs from base 329 to 976 and encodes 215 amino acids. The transcript is spliced from 4 exons. The record is from RefSeq and is a predicted model, not a curated record. Lineage: Eukaryota; Metazoa; Arthropoda; Insecta; Hemiptera; Pseudococcidae.
UUUGAUACUGAAGCUAAAAAUUUUAUCACGAAAUUCCCAUUCGCUCGUUUAUGACGUAUGUAGAUAGGGUGUACCUACUCGUACUGUAGUACUACGUACAUUAGUCAUGGAAUUUCGCGGGAAAACCUACGCGGAAUGUUUUUAUUUAUACGGGCCAACGAGUCGUAAAUAUACGUUAGUUCGAGUCGAGAUACUGCACUCGUCGAAUCAUUUUGAUUUUUCAAUACUUUGAAUUUCUUUUAAUUGUUAGCAAGUUUGAAUAGAUCUACUUGAAUUUUAUUCUAGUUUCGUUGUUAUCUGUACUUAAUAUUGUGCUUGAAAAAUAAAAAUGCAACCGGGUCCAGGCUGUUAUGGAUAUUCGAUUGAUUCUGCUAGUGCGAUGGCACUUUAUUUUACUAUUGUUAUAAACAUAUUGAUGCUCGCUUCGUGGAAUUUCGAUGAUCAAGCUGAUAAAGAACUCCUGGGAGAAGACUUCGAAGUCAAGAAAUACCUCAUUCUGGGUCAAACGAUGCUGUGUGUAUUCGGAACCGUGAUGUUUUUCAAACAAUACACAUCUGCUGUGAUGAUUUUAUUAAAAUUCUGGGUAUUCGGAGCAAUCGUCGUUUCGCUAUUUCUAGAUCUAAUGUGUACCAUCACAACUACCCUACAUUUAACCUUGGAAAAAGGCUUGGACAGAUUUUGGAAAUUGAGAGAUCCUGUAGCUACAACUGCGCCUGAUACUUUACAUUUAUUUGUGAUCGCUUUAUUAUUUUUCUAUUUUGUUUUCAAACUACACGUGGCCAUAAUUGUAUUCAGUUUUGGAGGUACUUUCACCAAAAGCGCGUGGGAUGACGUACACUUGGUAAAUGAUAUCGAACGUAAUGCUUCCAGUGAACGAACCGACCCACCUACACCUCCUCCGCAGUAUGAUCAAUGUGUAAUGGAAUCGGAGAAACCGCCUUCAUAUUCUUCGUCGAUGGAAAUUUUCAAGUAUUAAAAUUGAGGAUGAUUUUUUUCGAAUUUCCACUGAUCUCUUACAUUAAGAUGAUGAAUUAAAAUUGAGAUAUUUCAUAAGAGAAUCUCAUACAUUAGGGGUCAUGGAUAGAUUUGAUCUUUUUUAAAAAUAAAAAGAGGCGAGGGAUCAGUAUUGCUGCAAGAAUUCUAGUUUCCAAAUGCACGAACUCGAAAAAAAUAGGAAAUUUGAAGCUUUCAACACCAGAAGUGUAAAAAGGGCCAAGAAAUCGAUUAGUUGAAAUUUCACUUCAGUUCAAACUGUUCAAACCCAUCAAGGUCAUUACUCAUUACUUAUACGAUUGCCAUUCUAAAUUUUGUUUUCUAGUCUCAUAAGAUCAAAUGGAUUUUUACAACUCCGGAUGAAAAUUCUCUUUUAAAAAGUGGACUUGUAGUCCAAAAUGUUCCUUUCAUUAGUUUACUAAUUUUCAUUUUUUUUAAAUGAACGUGUUUCUGUGAUCUUUAUUUUAUUUUUUACACGAUUUUUUAUAAUAAUUUAUAAUGUUUUGUUUUGUAGAUAAUAGGUACCUAUUAUUUUUUUGUACUGUAUUGUGUGUUUAUAAUAAUAUGAUCUUCGACUUUUAUAAUAAGCAACAUUUUUCAAUAUUUCUACGUAAAUUUUGAAAAUAAAUAUUUUUAUCAUUUUUUAUAA